Molecule: messenger RNA, 3792 nt
Organism: Mangifera indica (mango)
Lineage: Eukaryota; Viridiplantae; Streptophyta; Magnoliopsida; Sapindales; Anacardiaceae
Product: DNA topoisomerase 1-like
Exons: 22
Coding region: 186-3413 (1075 amino acids)
Biological process (GO): DNA topological change
Cellular component (GO): chromosome
Molecular function (GO): DNA topoisomerase type I (single strand cut, ATP-independent) activity; DNA binding
Source: RefSeq, a predicted model, not a curated record
GUGACGAUUAGACCCGAAUGGACCCAAGAGCCGGUCAAAAACCCUGCCGUAAACCCUCUUCACCGAGUCCUCAAAAGCCCUGCUCUUCACCCUCUUCACCGAGUCAUAAAAAACCCUGCUCUAAACACUCUUCGCUGAGUCCUCUAUAAGGUUACUCGGUAGAAAUAAAGGCGAAGUUUAACAAAAUGAGAUUGGCAAUGAGCAGUUUGGUGUCCUCAACUACUUCAACUCGUUCAGCUUUUCUUCUCCGCCGCUUCAUGGCCACCUUGCAAUACAGGACUCUUCACUCUUCGUUUGGCUUUGGAAAUAAAUACAAUAAAUGUUGUCUUCUCAAAUGCUUAAACACUUGGCAAAGUUUUCAUCUUUUCAGAAGUCUACCCGGGGCCUGUCGCUUUAAUUCUAGAUAUAUUUCCAGUUUUUUGCCUUUAGAUCGCGGUAUCAAAUUGGCUUCACUCAAUUCUAUACUCUUUCCUAGAAGGUACUUUUUUUAUGUAUCAAAAGCAGCCAAUGAAGAAAAGAGAGGGAAUAGCUUCCCCUUCAAAUUUAAAAAAAGUUGGAUACAGACUAAGGCGUUGGCUUCUGCACGUAAGAACCAAGAUGUUAAUAUGGUGACUUCAGCAAGUGAACAGCUGGUUCAAGAUGCCAAGGAAGGAGUGACGCAAAAAUCUAAAGUUAAUAAUAAAACAAAGCAACCCUCCAGAAGUAAGAAAAGCAAGGAAAAACUUUCUGCUGCUACUGCAUCAGAACAAGCUACAGUGGAAAAGAGUCCCACCCUGGCUUCAAAGAAGACUUCAACUGGGAUCACCACUGUGGAAACCCUUGAUAGUUCUGUUUCAACAAAACAGCAGUCCAACAAGAAAAGUGAGAACUCUAGUAGAAAGGGGAAAUGUUCGAAGGUAGCCUCGCAGAAACAGAAACUGGAGAAAGUAAUCAUAAAGAAGCAUCAAGGACAAAAAAAGUUGAAGCCGCUAUACCCCCCAAUUGGGAAAUCUGUUGUGGUGGUUGAGUCUGUUACAAAGGCAAAGGUCUUUCAGGGCUACCUCGGUGAUAUGUAUGAAGUCUUGCCCAGCUAUGGUCAUAUCAGGGACUUGGCUGCAAGGUCGGGAUCUGUGCGACCUGAUGAUGACUUCAGUAUGGUAUGGGAAGUCUCACUUGCUGCGUGGACUCAUCUGCAAAGCAUCAGGAUGGCUUUGAAUGGAGCAGAAAGUAUUAUUCUUGCCUCAGAUCCUGAUUGUGAAGGAGAGGCAAUUGCUUGGCACAUCACUGAGAUGUUGCAACAACAGGAGGCUUUAAGUGAAAAUAUAACUGUAGCAAGGGUUGUCUUUCAUGAAAUAACUGAAGCUUCCAUCAAAAGUGCCUUGCAAGCUCCAAGAGAAGUGGAUGUAAAUUUGGUUCAUUCAUACCUUGCCCGACGAGCUCUUGAUUAUUUGAUUGGAUUUAAUAUUUCACCAUUAUUAUGGAGGAAACUACCUGGUUGCCAGUCAGCUGGUAGAGUCCAGUCUGCUGCCCUGUCUCUUAUAUGUGACAGAGAAUUAGAAAUUGAUGAAUUUAAGCCACAAGAGUAUUGGACUGUUGAGGUUGAGUUGAACAAACAAGAGCCAAAUUCUUCAGCGGACACCUUUUGUUUUCCAGCUCACCUUACCCAUUUCAAAUCAAAAAAGUUAAAUCAGUACUCAAUUAGCUCUCAUACAAAGGCAAAGGAUAUUGAACAAAAGAUAAAUACAAUAGAUCUUCAAGUCAUUGGUUCUAAGAAAAGCACGAUGAGGAAAAAUCCUCCCACCCCAUAUAUAACAUCAACUCUUCAAGAAGACGCUGCAAACAUAUUGCAUUUUUCUGCAUCAUACACAAUGAAGCUCGCACAAAAACUUUAUGAAGGGGUUCAGUUAUCAGAGGGGAAGGCAGCUGGUCUGAUAACUUACAUGAGAACAGACAGACUACGUAUUUCUGAUGAAGCUGUUCGGGAUAUCCGCUCGUUGCUCAUUGAAAGGUAUGGAUCAGAUUAUGCAUCAGAAAGUCCUCAAAAAUAUUUUAAAAUGGUGAAGAAUGCUCAAGAGGCUCAUGAAGCUAUUAGGCCCACUGAUAUGCGGAGGUUACCCGCUAUGCUCACUGGAAUUCUAGAUGAGGAUUCCUUGAAGUUGUACACUCUUAUUUGGUCUCGAACAAUGGCAUGUCAAAUGGAACCUGCAAUCAUUGGGCAGAUACAACUGGACAUCGGUGAUACUACUGAGUCCAUUGUAUUUCGUUCUUCAUGCUCAAAAGUAGAAUUUCUUGGAUUCCAAGCUGUUUAUGAGGAUGCUAAUGCUGGAGCUAUCAAAUAUAAGGAAAAUGAAGAAAAAGAUCGUGAUGAAGCUUUUGAAAUUCUCAAUUCACUGAAGUCAGGGGAGCCAUUGUCUCUUGGUCAAGUGGAACUCAAGCAACAUCAUAGCCAGCCUCCACCACGCUACUCAGAAGGAUCACUGGUCAAGAAGCUGGAAGAGCUUGGGAUUGGAAGACCUUCUACAUAUGCCUCUACAUUAAAAGUUUUACAGGAUAGGAAAUAUGUGACAGUGAAAAGCCAUGUAUUGUAUCCUGAAUUUCGUGGUCGUAUGGUGUCAGCAUUUCUCUCUCACCACUUCUCGGAGGUUACAAACUACAGUUUUACUGCUGAUACGGAAACUGAGCUUGAUAAUGUUUCUGCUGGCGUAACUGAAUGGAAAGGCCUCCUUAAGGAUUAUUGGACAAGAUUCAAUUCAUAUUGUACCCGUGCUCAAAGGGUACAUAUUCAUCAAGUGGAGGAGAUGUUGGGGAAAACAUUUGGGGACUUUUUGUUUGCUUCCAUCCCCAAUAAAGACAGGGCUUGUCCAAGUUGUGGUGAGGGCACUUUGAUUUUCAGAGUAAGUAGAUUUGGUGCAGGAUAUUUUAUAGGCUGUAAUCAACACCCAAAAUGCAAAUAUAUUGCCAAGACACUAUAUGGUGACGAGGAUGAAGAAGAAGAUGCUCCUGAAAAAAGCAGUAGUGUAGAGGAGCCAAGAUUGAUAGGUCUACAUCCAGGUUCACAUGAAAAGGUUCUUUUGAAGAGUGGCCCUUAUGGAUUCUAUGUACAGCUUGGUGAAGAUAGGAUGGAUUAUGCGCCUAAAAGGGUCAAUGCUUCCCACAUUAAGGAUAUGGACUCUAUCACCCUUGAAGACGCUCUGGAGUUGCUGCGUUUCCCUUUGACAUUAGGAAACCAUCCAAAGGAUGGGCAUCCAGUAAUAUUAAGGCAUGGCAAUACUGGAUUUACUGUUAGACAUCGAGGCGCUCUUGUGCAUGUUCCAAAGAACAUGAAUCCGAGGGAUGUCACUCUUGAGAAGGCAUUGAAAUUUUUGUCAGGUAAAGAUGUAAAACUAAUGGGCCGGCGUAAGCUGAAAGUUGAAGAACCUGUGGAGGCCAUGUAGCUUAGUGAAUAGGAGGGUGCAAGGUUAUCUAGCUACCAUUCAUUACAGGUGAGUGUGUGUUUAUAACAUCACAUCGACAGCUGAAAUCAGGGAUUUAUAGGAGCAGAGCAUCUGCAUGCAUUUGGGUAUCAUCGGAUUUUUUUAUGACUAGAGCCCGAUAAGGUGUGAAUAAUUGCUACUGCAAUGAUCAAUUUUGUUGUAGUUAAUCUCCAUUUUGACGGUGUAUAUAUAUAUAUAUGUUGGCACCGUUUAUCAAUGAUGCUAGGGGUCAACUAAUUUUCUUGUACUGAGGGAACAUACUCAUAAAAUAUUGUGAGGCUGUAAUUCGUUUAUUUUAUUAACGGUUGCCUUCAAUAAAUCUCUUGGGAAUUUAUGUGCA